Molecule: messenger RNA, 1716 nt
Organism: Symbiodinium necroappetens
Lineage: Eukaryota; Dinophyceae; Suessiales; Symbiodiniaceae
Source: the annotation of a GenBank genome assembly
AUGGCGGAGCGGAGGCCUCCAGCCCAUGCGGGGCCUUCGGCUUAUGCAGUGGAAAGCCCACGGGGUCCCAAGCAGGACCACAAGCGCUUUAGCCGCGGCCCACAGGCCUCGGCCAUCACCAAGUCCUCCAUCGUCUUCAACGAGCGGGGGAGCUCCCUGACCGAGGUGCUCGAAAGGCUACGGCGCAGCAUCGCCCUGCGAGGCCUCCGAGGCUGGCUGGCCGUGGUUCAGCGGUUCCAGAACUUCGACUACCGGAGGAAUGGGACCAUCAUGCGCCUGGACUGGCAGCGCUUGAACCGCGUGCUGGGCCUGGGCCUCUCGCCGGAGGAUCAGGAGCUCCUCUUCAAGGAGCUCGCACAGAAGAAGAAAGGUGCAGCCAUGGCGUGGGACUUGGCCAUGACUUGGGCAAGCGCGUGUCUGCACUUGCUGCGAGGGGACAGCCUCGAAAAGGACCGCGAGCAGGCCGUGGAGCAGCUCUACGAGGGCUGGGGCUUCAUCGAGUGCGAGGAGGCGAAGCAGUUCGGCUCCGGGGGGUCCGACGUCUUCUUGCUGAAGAACGACCUGAAUGGCUUUGGCGUCUGCAAGGGCGAUAUUGUGACCUUCAGCGUGACGCAGAGUGACAAGGGCGCCAGGGCCACCGACGUCAAGGUGAAGCAGAAGCCACUGGAGGGAGAGGAGGCCGGAGCUGGCCCGCUCUUCUUCGGCGAAGUCCGGAGCUUCAAUCAGCUCAAGGGCUUUGGCUUCAUCUCGAGUCCAGCGACCGAGAGCCUCUUUGGAAAGGAUUGCUUCUUCAUCAGGAGCGAGUUCGGGGACGCCUGGCCGGAGCAGGGCCUCCACGUGCAGUUCCGGGCCAAGGCAGGAGAGCGAGGUCCGAUCGCUUCGGAUGUUCGUGUGCUGGACCCUCCGGGAGGAAGAUGGGGUGCCAAAGGCUUUGGCAAGGGCUUUCCAAUGGGCUUCGUUCCGCCGAUGCUCUUCGGCUACGGAGGCUUUGGGAAGGGCUACGGGAGGGGCUUCUCCGACCCGAAAGAGACUGAUGUCUUCUUCGGCACGGUGAAGGCCAUCAACGAGAAAGGCUUCGGGCACAUUGCGAGCGAGGCAAUGACCCGAAUUUAUGGCAAGGACAUCUUCGCACACAGGACGAGCAUCGAGGAGGCAAAGGUCACUGCCGGCCAGGCCGUGUCCUUCAGCGUCUCGCCUGGGCCGAAAGGCGCCCAUGCCAUCAACAUCCAGGCCUUUGACGAAGGCAGUGCCGCGAGCUCCUACAGUGGGACAGUGAAAGCCUUCAACGACGCCAAGGGCUGGGGCUUCAUCGACUCGGCUGCGGCGAAAGGCGUCUUCUUGUCCGAGAUCUUCUUGCACAAGAACGAGCUAGCCGGCAGCGUGAAUGUGGGCGACCAAGUCCAGUUCACCGUGGACGUUUCCAACGGCCGUGCCACGGCCAAGAACGUGACAGUACAAUCGGCCUUGGGCGGCGGGUCCCAGGUGACGGCGCAGACGCUGAAGAACAGGUUCGACGCCUCCAGCGCCCCGCAGUGCCUUCUGCGAAGGAAGGAUCCCAGGCAAGCGGAGCAGGAGUUCUUCGAUGCCGUGGACUUCUUUGCAGCAGGCUCGGCCUUCGAUUUCGGGAAGUUCCUGGACUUCUUCCGAAUGGUUUCCGCCGUCCACGAGGACGACGACGAGUUCCGGCUGAUGACCUCCAGCGCCUUUGGAGCCUAG